AUGAAGAUGUCUGUAGUGCGAAGAUCUGUAGGUGCAAAUUUUAAUGACAUGAGACUAAAACCAUUGCAAAUAUCCAUACGACAGAUAAGAAAUGCUGCCAGAAACCCCGUAGACUUGAAACAAGGCUUAGCUAGUGCUAUAGGGAAAGACUCUAAAAAGGAAGAAAUCCUCAGUAUCAUCAAAAAUAGAAGGAAAACCCGAACAGUAGAAGCAUAUGUUGAUCUUGAAAACAUUAAACUUGACUUAUCAGUUCCUAAUAAUAAACUAGUGGAGAUGAUUACCGCCAACUGUCAAGCUAGAAUGCUUCAUAGAUUCAUUGAACCUAAUGAAUUGUGGUCAAAGAACUUGUUUAAACUCAAAAUUUCUAAUGAAGAUAUCAGCGAACAGAUUGAAGAAUCAUUCAAAAACGGUACUAUUUCAAGUAUUGAUUUCGGUAAGCCCGUUAGUAUUGGAGAUUUGGUCAUAUUAACACAGGGUAGUACGGAAUUCUAUAUAGUAGUGGGAGUUCCUCAAGAUAUUGGUCUGAAUAGUUAUACGUAUAUUAAUUCUAAAGGAAGAAUAGUGUUUGGAUCCAAAGGACUGAUUAAAUUCAGAAUUCCUUCAGUAUUCCCUGAAAAAGUCAAUGAUGUUCUAGCCAGUUUGGUUCUUAUUGAAGAUAAAGUCAGUGGUAUUGCUCCCAUUGGUAUAAGUGAUGAAGAUCUAACCACCUCCAAACCGAAUAGUGAAUCGAAACAGAUCCAGUCUAUUGAGUUUUCCGAUGACGACUUAUUACUGGCUCAUGCAUCUCCUAAAUUAUUAAAGGAUACUGAUAUCAACACAUACAUUGUACCUCCUAAAGCCAGGCAAAUAUAUUGUAAGCCAUUAACAAAAUUAAGUAUAGAUAGUAUGGAGCAGUAUCAGGAGCUCAGUGGGAAAUUGGAAAUGUUACACAGAUUACUACAAUAUGAUGAAAUGGGUGACGUUAUAACACAAAGUCGAACCGUCUCCAUAUUCAAAAUCAUGUAUAUGCUUGAAACUUUCGAUAUUGAUAACACCAAAGUAUCAUUAACUCGAUGGAAACAACAAAUCCAGAGUUUGUACGGGAAAGGGUCCAGUAAAUUAGGAAAGCAAAUCACUUCCAUAGACUGUGAAGAGAGAAAGACUCCAAUUAAUUCUUAUUUUGCAACUGUUUUAGCUCUCCGAAAACAAGACAAAUUAUGGAAGUUAGUAGAACAGAAUUCCAUCAACCCUGUUAACAGUAUCAUAAUUUUACCUUUACAAGACAUAGCUCAAAGAGAUCAAUUAGCCAAAUAUUUGAAGUUGGAUAGUAAGAUUAUUGUUGAUCAUAUUGUUGGUACUAUUCAAGGAGAAUCGAGAAAAUUGACUAUCAAGCAAUAUGAUUACUACGUGUGCACUAUCAAUCUUAUCAAAGACUUUGUUGUUGGAAAUAUAGAUGAUUUGGAAAUGGUUUCUAAAGUAGCAAGGAUUAUUAGAGAAAUUGAGGUUCAUAUAGACUUACCAGGGAAUUUUGCUUAUGAUUAUGGCCGGUCAAAGGCUUUCGAAAUAUUGAAGAAACUUGGAGAAGUUGGUGAAGGUGAAGAAUUCAUCCACUGGUCAUGGGGUCUUGAUACUGAAAAGUUACCCUUAGAAGAGGAAUAUUUCAAAUAUUUGGAAGUAACUGACCAAGGGAAUAUGAAAGCUGAGGAUUUGAAAUCAAUCGACUUAUCAAAUUUUCAAGAAGAUUUAGGUGAAAUUGAAUUCAAGCAGAAUGACUUUUAUGAAGAUCCUAUGGAACAUAUUCGUCAACCAUUCAAUCAACCAAUUUUCUGUAUUGAUUCUCCUGAUGCUCAUGAAAUUGAUGAUGGAAUAAGUAUAGUAAGUAAUGACGAUACUUAUACUAUAGGAAUCCACAUAGCCAACCCUUCAUCUUUGAUCGAUCCUUAUUCUACUACGAGUCAAAUAGCUUUCCGUAAAGGUACAACGACAUACUUACCUUCAGGUCCAAUCAGAAUGGUCCCAGAAUAUAUCAGUGACAUGUCUGGUUUAGGUAAUGGAGAAGCUAAAACUUUCACUAUUGAAUUUGAUAUCCCCAAAGACUUGCAGAACAUAAAACAAAUGAUUAACGAAACCAAAAGAAUCAAGUUCUAUAAUGCUACCAAUUUCCCCAAAGGUUAUACUUAUGAGCGAGUCAAUGAUAUAAUCAACGGGGACCAAGAUAUCUUCAGUCAAGAAAUCAAUGGCCUUUUCAAGAUAUCUGAAAUAUUCAAGACAUCAAGAUUACAAUCAGGAGGCAUUGAAUUGAAUAGAAAUAAUCAAGUUAUGAAAAUCACUAAAACAAAUUCGCCUGAUGGUUUUGACGAAUUAGCUAAUGGAUACGAAGUAAUAAGCCACGGAAACAAGAUCUCCCUUAUAGAAGAACAAUUCAAUAAAUCAACUACUUUAGUUACUGAAUUCAUGAUCAUGGGGAACCAUGUUACCAGUUUGAUUGCUGAAGAAAGGGGAAUUCCUGUUAUUUUCCGGAACCAACGUUUGAACGUCUCUGAUGAGAUGCAUGAUAAAAUGAAGAAUCCUCAAACAUAUCAAGAUGAAUUGAACAUUUUCCAACAUAUGACCCCUGCAUCAUUGUCAAUGAUUAACAAAGGCCAUCAAAUGUUAGGAUUAUCAGGAUAUUGUCAAAUUACCUCACCAUUACGGAGAUAUAGCGAUUUGGUCAACCAAUGGAAUUUUCAAAAUUAUUUUUUGAGCCGUCCUAUGAUAAAAAUAUCACCUAUUAUCAAUCAUCUCAUUGGAAGAGAUGUUAUCAAUAGACAAAUUUCAGUUUUUUGUCAAAGAUACUGGAGUGGUGAAAUAUUGAAAUAUCAAAAGGAUAUGAAAUUUAAAGUUUUUGUAAAGAAAUUUUUCAAUGAUAAUUACAAAGUUGAUUUGAUUGGAUUUAGGUUCAAUACCUUGUUGAAUAGUGACAAUAAAUUAGAGUUCAAGCUAUUAGAAAAGCAAUUAGAGUUUGAUCAAAUUGAUAUCUUUGAAAAUGAAGUAAUAGCCCGAAUCAAGAAAAGUAGUGCAAUGUAA
This is a messenger RNA of Yamadazyma jaroonii, 3045 nucleotides long. The record is from the annotation of a GenBank genome assembly. Lineage: Eukaryota; Fungi; Ascomycota; Pichiomycetes; Serinales; Debaryomycetaceae.